Messenger RNA from Phanerochaete carnosa HHB-10118-sp, 4212 nucleotides. Its product is annotated as glycoside hydrolase family 31 protein. Gene Ontology annotation, molecular function: carbohydrate binding; hydrolase activity, hydrolyzing O-glycosyl compounds. Gene Ontology annotation, biological process: carbohydrate metabolic process. The transcript has 15 exons. The record is from RefSeq and is a predicted model, not a curated record. Bases 147 to 2537 code for a protein of 796 amino acids. NCBI's taxonomy places the organism in Eukaryota, Fungi, Basidiomycota, Agaricomycetes, Polyporales, Phanerochaetaceae.
AGGAACGUGCACAGGACCUCUGCACGGCGAUUCUUCGGUCGGCUCGCGGGCCGUCAAGAUUCAUAUAUUCAUGUCCAAGCCCUUCCGGUAUAUAACCCACUGAAAGCGUGUAGACACACGCUCUCUACCUCCCGAUACGCACUGCAAUGCGCUUCAACGACGGCUUCUGGCUCCUCAAAAGUGGCGUAAAGCCCUACUUUGGCCUCCAGGUUGUCCAGGGCACGGCCGACGGAGACGGCUACAACUUCCAGGUAUCCACAAAGCCCAUUAGACACCGAGGCGAUACACUAGGAGGGCCUCUUCUCAGCGUUCGCGUGCACUCCCCAACCGAAGCGGUCAUCGGCGUCAAGAUCAGCCACUUCAAGCACAUCCGUCCCACACCCGACAUCCCACUCUUCCCAGACGACCCUGCCGUUCCCUCCGUGCAGCUAGGCAAGGGCGAGGCCUCCUGGUCCGUCUCCUCGGGCAGCCUCACCGCCGAGAUCACGACAAACCCGUACACCAUCACCUUCAAGGACUCGAAGCGCGUCCUGACGUCUGCCGGGUCCAAGCACCAGGCGAUCUACGACGUGCCCUACAAGUGGACCCUGCGGAGCGCCUCGAACGCGUCCUGCCUCGAGACAGACUUCAGCUCGAACCCGCGCCCGCCCCCGAAGCCCGAGCUCGUCCGGUACACGCACUCGGAGCUCAACCUGUCCCCCGGCGAGCUCGUCUACGGCCUCGGCGAGCAGUUUGGCCCGUUUGUGAAGAACGGGCAGUCUGUCAGCGUGUGGAACCAGGACGGUGGAACGUCCAGCGAACAGGCGUACAAAUGCGUCCCGUUCUAUAUCACCAACCGUGGCUAUGGCGUUUUCAUCAACCACCCGGGCGAAGUCGAGGUCGAGGUCGGCAGCGAAAAGGUCAGCCGGGUCGGCGUGAGUGUUGCUGAUGAAAGUCUCGAGUACUUUGUCAUAUACGGCGCGACACCUUUGGAGAUCAUUGAGCGCUAUACUCGCAUGACUGGUCGGCCUGCGCUCUUGCCAGCGUGGACCUUUGGCCUCUGGCUCUCGACCUCCUUCCUGACGUCCUACGACGAAAAAACCGUCUCGUCUUUCCUGCAAGGCAUGCAAGACCGAAACUGUCCCGUCCGGGUCUUCCACCUCGACUGCUUCUGGAUGAAGCAGUACGAGUGGUGCUCGUUCACGUUCGACCCGGAGAACUUCCCGGAUCCCAAAGCUUACCUCUCGGAGAUCAAGAGGAAGUACGGGGUGAAGAUUUGCGUCUGGAUUAACCCGUAUAUCUCGCAGCUGUCGCCAAUCUUCCAGGAGGCUGUCGAGGGUGGCUACCUGAUCAAGAGGAAAGACGGCACUCCUUGGCAGUGGGACCUUUGGCAGCCUGGUCUCGGAACUGUUGAUAUCACCAAUCCCGCGACAAGAAAAUGGUACGCCGAGAAGCUCGAGGCACUUCUCGAUCUCGGAGUAGACACGUUCAAGACUGAUUUCGGCGAACGAAUUCCACACGCAGAUGUCGUCUUCCACGACGGCUCGGAUCCCAUGCGCAUCCACAACACGUACUCGGUCAUCUACAACGAGCUUGUCUUCGACCUGUUGAAGCGGCGUUUCGGCCCUGGUGAAGCCGUCGUGUUUGCCCGGUCUAGCACUGUGGGUGGCCAGCGGUUCCCGGUGCACUGGGGCGGCGAUUGCGAGUCGACUUUCGAGGCGAUGGCCGAAGCGCUGCGCGGUGCCCUUAGCUUGACCCUCUCCGGCUUUGCUUUUGCUUCGCACGACAUCGGCGGCUUCGAGGGUCACCCGCCACCGGAGAUAUACCACCGCUGGGUCGCGUACGGCCUCUUCUCGUCUCAUUCGCGCCUGCAUGGCUCCGGCUCGUAUAGGGUGCCAUGGCAGUACGGCGAAGAGGCCGCCAAAUACAUGGCCAAGUUCCUAGACGCUAAGCACAGGCUCAUGCCGUAUCUCUACCAGCUCAACAUCGAAGCGAACAAGCACGGCCGCCCCCUCCAGCGCGCCAUGUUCCUCGAGUUCCCGGACGACCGCACGACGCACCACCUCGACCGGCAGUACAUGCUCGGCCCGCACCUGCUCGUCGCGCCCGUGUUCGUGCCCGAGGGCGAGGAGUCCGAGUACUACCUGCCUGCCGGACGCUGGACGGCGUUCUUCGACCCGGAACGCACGGUCCAGGGCCCGGCGUGGGUGCGCGAGGUCGUCCCCGUCGACGUGCUCCCGGUGUGGGUGCGCCCCGGCGCGCUGCUCGCGCUCGGGCCGUCGGGCGUGGGCCGGCCGGACUACGACUACGCGCGGGACGUCGAGGUGCAGGUGUACGAGCCGCGGGAGGGGCAGGACGCGUACGCCGAGGUGCCGACGGGGACGCAGGGCGCGAACGCGGACGUGCUCAAGGUCGUGAGGCGCGGCGGGGAGGUGACCGUCGCGACGGCUGGCGACGGCGUCAGGGUCGCGUCUGUCGUGCUGUUCGUGGACGGAAAGGUGACGAGGCGGGCGUGGCCGGAGGGCGAGGUCGAUUUCGUCAUCAGCCUUCCCGAGUAGACCUGUUUGCACGAUUAGUAGGUGCCACUCGCAGAUGACCCUACAGGAACAGUAUGCACAGCUUCUUGUCCACUGCCACCAUCGCUUCGGAGGCUGCCAGUGGAUGGCGAGCAGGCGUACGAGCGGUCACGAGCACGGUCUGCUAUCUCAUCCGGGACCAACCAGUUGUGGCCUGAUGCUACGGGAGGACCAAACGCACGUAUCCCAGGAUGAUAAGAAUGGCUUCGAGUUUCUCUCGCUACGUAAAAGGACGCAAGCUGGGGUCAAGACGCCGCCAAGCUCGAUCAGGUGCCGGGUUCUUCCGUGGGCAGACGACCGACAGUGCGGAUUUAUUAUUGGCGAGGCUAUCAGCUGGUAGUGUGCGAAGGCUGCAAAGCAGGCCAGGCCCGAAGCACGCGAGGAUGGUCGUAGGCGCAGGGUCAUCAGGGCGGGCCGCUCUGCUGCUACAUCGUCUCAUACUCCACUAAGAACGGCGGUAUGCCGUAAAUCGUCAUGAGACAGAGUAAAGCAGGUACAGUGUCGCAUAAUGGUUGCAGAAGCACGGGCGAUACACGGGCAUUUGCGCCAUCGAUAUCGUGUUAUCCUCGUGCAGACGCUACUAUCGCAGUUGAUGUGCUCUCCGAGGUACUGGCCGUGUACGUGGAGAGCCGAUUGGAAAUACACAGGCGUGAAGGCGACGUUCAAAUGCGGGGAGGACGAUGCGGCAGAUGCAGACUGCGCCAUCCGAGUCAUGCCCAGAAGCAGCUCCUACCGAGGCGCGAGCCAAAGCCCGGCCCUUGCAUCCGAGGUACUGCAAAACGGCUCGUUGAGGCCCAAGGCACUGGUCCCAGCUGGCCCGGUUCCUACCAUUCCCCGCCCAAAGAAAGAUGCCGCUACCAUCUAUGUAAAUCCAGCCAAUCGCCUGUCUCUGCAAGUUCAAAUGCACCUUAACAGGGGUGAGCUCAAGGAGCUUUUGGGUGCUAUGCGACUGGUCCUCAAGAGACACAUCGACUCCGAACGUCCUAUUCAGGAGCAAAAGCGCAGAGCCUUCGAUGCCUAUAUUGCCGAGUGCUCGAAAUUGCCCAAACUACGACGUUACACGGGCUGCUGGCCGGCAGUUUCUUACUGUAAUAUCUACCUAAGGGGAGUCCAGUACCGUCGUAAAAGGCAACCUCUUGAUAAAGAGGCAUCCCUGACACCUCCGACCAUCCGGCAACAGGACGAGGACGCGGCGGAGAGACCGAUCCAACCGGUGCCACCUGCCCCUAAGCCGCCAACUGCGCGGCCGGCGCCAUUGCCAGCACCUACGAGCCCGACUACGCACAGGGCACCUGCGGACAACGGGCGGCGCACCGCAAGCAGUAGCAGCCACCUGCUGUCGCUGAGGAGUUUUCUCGGUCUCCACGACCUGUCCGAGACGAGGCUCCUGCAGAUAUUCCAUCUUGCAGGCGUCUACAAGCUGGCGGAGCUGGAGAAGCUCGCGAGAGACGACGCGAUGCAGAACGAUUUCCUUGAGCGCUUGACGACUGGCAUUAAAAUCCCUCAGCCCGUUACCGUUUACGAGUGUUCGUUAAUAAAGGCCGUUAUGCGCCAGAUAUUCGUACGUGGCUUCUCCAUGGACCGUGAAUAGACUCUCGCCAGUGUAUCGCAACAUGUAUUAGUAGCUUGUGAUAGUAUGACUGACUCUUUCCUCCGC